AUGGCCGGAUACAAUGGGCGCCGCGCUCCCAACUUCUCGCAAUAUCUCGACGACCUGAAUACCAUCCCAUCCGCAUACGAUCAGGCCCUGCAGCAACAGCAGCAGAACACCUUCAACGUCGAUGAUGAAUUGGCCCUGUUCACCAACGCCGAAUUCUUCGAUUUCGACAACUUCGGCAAUCUGGACUUGCCUUCGUUCGACCCAGUAGAGAAGACUUCACAUGGCGAGAUCGACCAAUCUACACAAAAUGGGGAUAUGAAGUUUUUGGACUUUUUGAACGAUGGAAGUUUAGCAAACAUCACUGAUUUCCAGACCGACCUGAAUAGUGUGAAUGCUCCGGUGCCCAUGCAAAAUGCGCCGUUCUCGGCAGUUCCUUCUACCACCGCCCCCGCUCCAGCUGUUCCUGUGCAAGUGCCCCAGAAUGUGGCCCCCGCACCUGUUCAGAGCGUGUCUCCGGUUACUCCCGCUGCUUCUGGUCCCAAGCGCAAGCACACCCAGAAGGUGCCUCAGGUUACCACUGAAGAGGUCGCCGGCAACGCCGCCGAGGAGGAUAAGCGUCGCCGGAACACAGCAGCUAGUGCCCGUUUCCGUGUGAAGAAGAAGAUGCGUGAGCAGGCUCUCGAGCGCACUGUCAAGGAUACCAACGAGAAGAACAGCGCUCUCGAGGCUCGUGUUUCUCAGCUUGAGCUGGAAAACCAUUGGCUUCGUGGUCUGAUCAUGGAGAAGAACGGCACCGAAGAGCGCAACGAGGCGUCCGAGAAGGCUAUUUCCGACAUGUUCAAGAGCUUCUUGGCAUCACGCAACGAGCUCUCCUCAAGUCCUUCCGAGUCUAAGCACGGUGUUGGCACAAUUGCGUAA
This is a messenger RNA of Penicillium longicatenatum, 858 nucleotides long. RefSeq names its product putative bZIP transcription factor (MetR). The transcript is spliced from 2 exons. The record is from RefSeq and is a predicted model, not a curated record. Gene Ontology annotation, cellular component: nucleus. Gene Ontology annotation, molecular function: DNA-binding transcription activator activity, RNA polymerase II-specific; RNA polymerase II transcription regulatory region sequence-specific DNA binding. Lineage: Eukaryota; Fungi; Ascomycota; Eurotiomycetes; Eurotiales; Aspergillaceae. The coding region runs from base 1 to 858 and encodes 285 amino acids. Gene Ontology annotation, biological process: regulation of transcription by RNA polymerase II.